Hydractinia symbiolongicarpus is the source of this 1754-nucleotide messenger RNA. RefSeq lists its product as uncharacterized. The transcript has 3 exons. NCBI's taxonomy places the organism in Eukaryota, Metazoa, Cnidaria, Hydrozoa, Anthoathecata, Hydractiniidae. Bases 439 to 1233 code for a protein of 264 amino acids. The record is from RefSeq and is a predicted model, not a curated record.
UAAGGCCAAUUUAAAAGAUUUUUAUUUUCUACAUUCGAUAUGCUCAACACGUGAAAUAGGAAGGUUCCAAAGUGGUUCAUUAUAUAUGCCAAAAUUAUGUAAAUUGUCCGCUGGAUAGAGAGCUAUAUUCAUUAUUCAUCCGCACUGAUUUUCCAACAUAAUUUAUGAAAACAAAGAAAAAAACAAUCGUAUCUUGCAAAGGUACUUUUUGUUAGUAACAGCAACAGUACUACCUUGCAGCUCAUCAACACUUACUUUAAAAAGCACCCGUUUCUCAUCAUUGCGCAUGAUAUUUGAAUCUGUAUACAGCAAGUGAGGUUGCUAGCUCAUAAUCGUAUUUAAAAAUCAUGCUGAAUGCUCUGUUCUCUCGAAAGUAUGGCUUACUUAUUUGUAUGAUGGAUUUAGUCUGUUGGCAGGCUGGUUGAUAUAAGCAAGGGAAUGAUAUCUUCAUCAUGGGAGAACGGAUUUGUUAUAGCAGGAAUGAUGGCGUCGCAUAGGGUAGUGGAGAUUUCAACGCAAUUCAUCAAUUUUUUGGAGAAAAUGAGGAAAAGAUAUAAGUUAUUUCGCCUUCGGGCACGUCGCACAAGAAGAGUUAUGACGUGUGUGCUUAUAUACUCCAUGUUGACCUUAUUGUAUAUCAUCCUGAAUUAUCAUCCGUUUGUGUGGUAUACUCGCAGCGGACAUAAAUGCGAAACACCUAUAAAUGAAAUGAAAGAUUUAAAGGAAUUAAUACGAGAUACAAAUGGGGCAUUAAACGAAUUAAAACUGACCCAUGCUUUGGUUUAUGGAAGCUUAUGGGGCGCUGUUCGUUACAAAAAUCCGUUACCUUGGGACAACGAUGUAGAUUUGGCUUUAUUGGAUGAUGAAAUCAGUGCAGUUGACCAGCAAAAAAUGGUUAGUGUAUUCAACAAGAGGGGCAUAAACAUAUACUAUAGACUAUGGUUUGGAACAUAUCGUGUUGAAAAGAACACAGCACGUGGUGAUCUAAUGGUAUUUAGAAAAACGUUUUUUAACGAAAUGGUACGAACUGGUUUAGAACCAUGGGUUUUCUUUUUGAAUCAUCGAAAAUUCCAUACCGUACCUGCUCGAUUGUUUAAAAAGCCUCUACCGCAACUGCUAUUUGCAGGGGUAAAUAUUUCCGUCCCGCGAAAUGGUAUAGAAAUACAAAAACAUUUUUAUCCACAUGAUUGGUGGAAAGAGAUGAAACCAUCCGGCUGUGAACCAGAAAGAUAGCAGUUAGAUAGUUUUAUAUAUAUAUUUUAAUGUUUGUUAAUUUUCGCACUUGUAGCAAUGAAAUCCUUUCUCUUUUAAAUCUGCCCUUUAUAGAUAUUGUUUAGUAUUUUUUCAACAUCAUUUUGUAAGUAUAGUCGUUUUUAUAAAAAAAUAAUACUCUCUAGAAAGCUUACAAAAUUAUAGAUAAUUUAACUUGACACUUUGUGUUUUAGAUUCACAAAUAACUAGGCAUGUUGAUUGAUAUAAUUAAAAAUUAAAACUAAGCAAUUGCCAGGUUUAAAAGUUUAUUUUAUUUGCAAAAUUUUGCGCUUUUAAAGGUAAACUAACGUAAUUUUGUUUAAGAUUUUAAUUCAGGGAUAUAGUAAUGACUUAGUUAUAACGUAAUUAAUCCCUAAAGUUGACUUUAAACCUCUUUAAAAUUCCUAAUAUCUUGCUAUUUUUCUUUCCACAGUGGUGGUCGUUAUUUGCAUUUAAAAACGACACUAAUCACCACGGUUAUUAGUGAUUAAACAUCCAAGUGG